Molecule: messenger RNA, 1575 nt
Organism: Acaulospora colombiana
Lineage: Eukaryota; Fungi; Glomeromycota; Glomeromycetes; Diversisporales; Acaulosporaceae
Source: the annotation of a GenBank genome assembly
AUGUCUUUGAAUAACCGAAAAGUAUCUAAACUUCCUACAAGCCGCAUCCGAGGUGUUCUUAAUUCUCCGGGAAAACUCCGAAAUGUUAAGGCACCUUCGGUGAAAAGGAUUACGCCUUCAAUUGAUUCUCAGAGUAAACUCAGAAAUGUUAAGGCACCUUCGGUGAAAAAGAUUACGUCUUCAGUUGACUCUGGUCGCACAACUCAAAGAAUACCACCAGCAGGCAUCAUUAAAAAAAGCACUACUGUUCGUAGCCGAAUUCAAUUUCCACCGCCACCACCCCAGCCUCCUUCACAAACCGAAAUCUUACAAGAAAAAAAUGCAAUUCUUAAAGAUCAAAUUGAACAGUUGGUUAAAGAAAAAGAAUGCAUAAACGUCAUAAGCGCACAGUGUAAAAUUGAAAUUCAGGAGAUAGAACGCGAAAAAGAAGAGUACACUGCAGAAAUUGCUAAGAUAGGGGGGCGAGUGAAUAAUGCGCAGGCUCGUAAGAAAGAAGUAGAAGACAAAAUUCUAGAUUUGAAAAAAAAAUGUGAAGUUUUGUCUGACGAGAAAUCUGAAUUGACUUCCCAAGUUGAAAUUUACAGGAAAGAAUUUGAAUUGGCUCAAAAUUCCAUUCGGGAACAAGAUGAAAAGAUCGCAUUCAAUUUAAAUCUUAAUCAAGACUUGACGACUAAACUACAAGAACACGAGUAUCUUCGACGAGACCUUCAUAACUUAGUUCAGGACCUUAAAGGAAACAUUCGCGUCUUCUGUCGAGUUCGACCACCUCUCGAGUCUGAAUGUGAUGACCUCGCUGACUUUAAGUUUCCGAAAGAAAUACCAGUCAGCAGAAAAAUUUCCCUCGCUUCAACCACAACCAAUUAUCGAGGGUUGAAGAAAGAAAGAUUAAAGGAUUAUGAGUUUGAUCAAGUAUUUGGCCCUGAAACAACACAGAAAGAAAUUUUCAAUGAAGUUGCGCAUAUAGUUCAAUCAGUUGUAGAUGGAUAUAAUGGGUGUAUUUUUGCAUAUGGUCAAACUGGUGCGGGUAAGACCUAUACAAUGGCAGGCCCUAAUGAUCCAACACCGGAAACUGAAGGAAUGAUCCCACGUGCAGUUCGCCUGAUCUAUGACCUCAUACAGAACCUUAAGGCACAAUGUUGGGUGUUUAAAAUGGAGGGUCAAUUCAUUGAGAUAUACAAUGACACCAUUCGGGAUCUGCUUUCAAUAAAUCUUUCUCAUUCUAAUGGUACAAAAUAUAAAACGGAACACGAUGAAAAUACUGGAACAACAAGAAUUUUAAAUGCAAAAACUGGCAAGUUGAACCUUGACUCUCCUGAAACUCUCAAUCGGGUAUUAAGAGUUGCCGCUCAAAAUCGUGCAGUUGCUGCAACAAAAUGCAAUGCACGAUCAUCGCGCAGCCACAGUGUCUUUAUGAUCCGACUAGCCGGAAGUAAUGAUAAUCUGAAAGAAAGUCGAGUUGGUUCGUUGAAUUUGAUCGACUUAGCGGGUUCAGAACGACUCUCCAAAUCCGAGUCUAAAGGUGAUCAACUUCAAGAAGCUAAGCAUAUCAAUUCUAGUCUGAGUCAUCUUAAGACC